This is a messenger RNA of Cinara cedri, 498 nucleotides long. The record is from the annotation of a GenBank genome assembly. Lineage: Eukaryota; Metazoa; Arthropoda; Insecta; Hemiptera; Aphididae.
AUGCGUAAAAUGUACAUACGGUGUUUUCGUCAGACGUGUCGGUUCAUAUCAUAUCUUUCUGACAGAAAAUGCAUAAUAAUUGAUGCUUGUAAUUCUGUUUUACUAUCUAAGAUUGUCAAUAGAGUGAAUAAAGCAAAAUGCUUCACAGUCCUAGUGGACGAAACGGCUGACAUAGCUGGAAUUGAACAAGUUUCCAUUUGUGCCCGCUAUGUGGAUCUAGAAACACGUACAUUGCAUGAAGAUUUUCUUCAGUUUGUUCCAACAACUGAUUUAACUAGUAAAGGAUUAGCUACCUUGAUACGGAACAACUCAAAACAUUUUGGACUCGAAACACAGUGUCUACGUGAGCAAGGUUUUGACGGAGCGGCUGCAAUGUCGGGGAAAUAUAAUGGUGUUCAAUAUUAUGUUAAACAAGCUCAUCCACUAGCCGUUUAUAUUCAUUGUUCGGCCCAUUCUCUCAACAUUUCUGUCUCUUCAUCAUGUGGUAUUCAAAUAUGA